UGUUUAGGACAAGGACUGAUAAUAAAAUCACCAAUACUGCCAACCGACACAGCGGAUUCGUUAAUUGCAGCGCAACCUGGCAUUCGUACCGGUGUCUUCGAACGCCAUGUCGAAUUGUCGCCGCUAACCCAAACCAACCAACUGUCAUCACCAUCAAAACUUGUCAACUCUACAGCUUCCGCUACUCCACCUCCAUUAAUUGGCUACUCUGACUGGAAAGUCCUGAAAAAUUUGAGCUAUUCGAUAAAACACCCCAUAAUGCUAGUGGUUGCACAAGAGGACGAAGGAACUUCUGCUGCUGCAUUAUCUUCCGGAGCCUUACACGAAGUACCACUGCAGACUUCGAUAUCAGUGACUAAUGAAAGUGAAAACAAAAUGAACGCUUCAAAUAAUAACAGUAGCAGAAAUGCAAAAAGUGUACUUACGAAGAAUUUAACUUUGCCGAUGAUUUUAAAGUCUACUGCUUCUGGAGCUGGCCAGAUUAAUAGGGACGUGGCUUCUCAGUUUCAAGCUGUCACUCGUGCUGCAGCAACACUGAGUUCUAAUUCAAACAGUACAAUGAAAGAGGUGGCUUCAAAAUUGACCAGCAGCAAGGCGAGCACUGCACAACAAGCAUUCAAUGAUUUUGUUCAGAAAGUUGCACCGUUAAUUUUGCCUGCAGUGGCUAGUAUCUUGAAGUCAACGGACGCACAGUCACAACUGCAAAAAAGUAUCGAUGAAAAUGCGAAUUACAUUGGGUCACCACAACGAAUCGCAUUUGUGCGAAUGAAGCCUGAACGUGGAGUUGGAAUUAACAGAGUGGAUACUUCGUCCACAACAGCGCGAACUUGGAUUAGAGCACUAAAAAUUGAAAAAAUGCAAAAGAAUGAAUAUGGAAUAUCAAGGAAAAUGCAUUCUAACAUCGAUAUUAAACCGGGAAGCUCUGAGGAGAAUAAACUUGAGCACCGGCGAGGUGCAGAAAGCGCUGAACAACAUUUGCAAGUGAAUGAGAGAGCUGAAAUUCGUGGAGUGUUUGCGCAUAAAGUAAGUGGAGGCGACAGUAGUGGUCAUCAUGAUAAUGAUAAUGUUGAUGGUAACGAUGACGAUGGAGACACUAAAAUGGCCGAUGCAUCUGCACUAGUAAAUGCUCAGGAUUUAAAACUGAAAAGCAUUUAUAGCAAGCUUUUUGGAUAG
This is a messenger RNA of Gongylonema pulchrum, 1173 nucleotides long. Lineage: Eukaryota; Metazoa; Nematoda; Chromadorea; Rhabditida; Gongylonematidae. The record is from the annotation of a GenBank genome assembly.